Sesamum indicum (sesame) is the source of this 2226-nucleotide messenger RNA. Lineage: Eukaryota; Viridiplantae; Streptophyta; Magnoliopsida; Lamiales; Pedaliaceae. The record is from RefSeq and is a predicted model, not a curated record.
AUGGCCUCUUCAAAGGCUGGUAGGUACCAGCCUUUGAAUAAGGCUGGUACGUACCAGCCUUUCAAUCAGGCAGGUACGUACCAGCCUUUCAAUCAGGCAGAAACUUGCAACAAAAUGGCUUCUUCAUCUUCUCGCAUUGAGAUUUUUCUGUAUUUUGGUGGUGAAUUAUCGAGCGAUGGAUGGUCUGUUACAUAUGAUCAGACGCCCAUUGCAGCAAUGAGGAUCCCCCGUUCAUCCAGUUAUGAUCAAUUUUUAUCAAAAAUCUACAAAAAAAUUGGUGUUGAUAGCUCCCGAUUUUCGUUGAAUGUUUCUGCAAAACAUUCGUGCCAAUACCUAGGGCGAAUUAAGGAAACACUGAUACCAAUAAAGGAUGACGAUACAUUGUCAUUCUUUACUGAUCCUACAACUGGAUUUUCACUAAUGGAAAUAUUCGUCGAAACGGUGGAAAUCCAGCACGAUGAUGCUCCACAAAUUGGCCGAGAAGCUUUAAUCGAGGCGGUGAAAGAAAGAUCACUCCGAUAUGCCCGACGCGAGUAUUGGGUACCUGAGAGUUCAAAGACCAAGUGGAAAGUAUUGUGUAGGCAUACCACCGAAGCUAUGCGGUGUAGAUGGGAGCUGCGAGGCAUUUACAAACCAAAAAUGGGAAGGUGGACAAUAACAAAAUACGGAGGGGACCAUACAUGUAUAUUGAAUCAAAUGUCCCUCGAACACGGUAAUUUAGAUAGAGUAUAUGUUGCUUCUUUAUUGUUAGGACAUGUAAAAUGCAACCCGUCGUACGGAAUCAAGCAUGUCAUCCAGACUGUGAAAGACCAUACCGGAUACGAUAUAGCAUAUCAAAAGGCAUGGUACAGUUUGAAAAUGGCACGUGAGAUGGUUUAUGGCACAUGGGAGAGCUCCGUUCAAAAGCUACCCAAAUACUUGGGAGCUCUCCAAAAAUAUAAUCCAGGAACGAUUGUUGAAUGGCAACAUAAAGCCCGCGACACAUCAACCGGUGCAUAUGUGAUAGGGUACGUAUUCUGGGCGUUCAAGCCGUGCAUUGAAGGGUUCCAACACUGUCGCAACCUUAUCAGUGUAGAUGAGACCCAUCUAUACACAAAGUACAAGCACAAGAUGUUGAUUGCUGCUGCCAUGGAUGGAAAUCAACAGGUACUUCCUCUUGCUUUUGCUGUUGUCGAUGAAGAAUCACUUUUAUCUUGGAAGUGGUUUCUUAGACAAUUGAGCAGACACAUUAUACGAGGGCGACGGGGUAUCUGCCUUAUUUCUGACCGCCAUGCUGGUAUCACAAGAGCUGUACGUGAAUGUCCGGAUUUCGUGCCACCUAACGGCGUGCACCGAUAUUGCUUGCGGCACGUGUGUUCCAAUUUCAACAGUAAAUACAAAAAUGUCGUGUUGAAGGAUCUUUGUUGGAGAGCUGGCUCUGAAUAUCAGAUCAGAAAAUUCAAUCGCACUAUGGAGGAGAUAAAGAAACAGUCCCUCGAGGCGUUUCAGUGGUUAGAUAGGAUCGACAAGGAAAAAUGGACAGCAUCACAUGACGGUGGAUGGCGAUGCGGAAUUCUGACGACAAAUAUGUCGGAAUGCAUAAAUGGAGUAUUGAAAGGGGCUCGCCGCCUACCGUUGACAGCAAUUGCUGAGAUGACGUUUCAGCGAAGUGUCCAUUAUUUCCGUGAGAGGUUAGCAAGAAGUACUGUAAUGUUGACCAACAACCAACUGUGGACGGAUUUUGCAUAUAAGAUGUUCACACGUUGGCAUCAAAAUUCUGUUGAACAUACCGUCACCAAAUUCCAUCAGUUCCAACAGUCCGCCUCGGUUGUUACAAGACGUCACGGUGGACAUGGAGUCAACACCCAUGUUGUCAAAAUUGCGAACCGAGAAUGUUCUUGCGGCAAAUGGACUCAAUUUGGUCUACCUUGCAGUCACGCUCGAAAGGUAUGCGCUGCAUUCAUGAUUAAUGCUGCAUCAAUGGUGAAGGAUUAUUACGAUAUAAUGACUUAUAAGAAUACAUAUUCUAAGUCAUUUGAACCUGUACAUUCCGAAGAUUAUUGGGAUGUACCGGGAUUUGAGUUGGUCCACGAUCCUACUAUUCGCAUCUCUUCGCGCCCUGGUCGAAAUCAAACAAUACGUAUUUACAACGAGAUGGAUUGGGCGCAAAGGCGUGCACGACAACAAGCACAACAAAGAAAUUCUUCAACACAAUCGGAUGUGCCAGUACCGGGUAGCCAGGAUUAA